AUGCUGACGACAGCGUCUCGACACAUGAAGCCCAAGGGAGACGGGGCCAACACACGAGCCUUCUACAUCCAUGAUCGACUUUGGGCGUACCUUCGUGGCAUGAUUGAACGAUUGUUCUGGGGCCAGGAUAAAUUUGGUAGCAAUCCAGGAGGGCCAAGCAACAACCCUAGGUCUCUGGACCUCAAUACUCUGCCAGGGAAGUUGCCUUCACAGACGCGCCCUGACGGGGAGAACGAUGCCAAAGCCCAGAGUAGCAGCGGCCCGGAAGGUCGACUCGCUUUCCAGAAAUGGCUGGAACCUACAUGGAGGUCAGACCGGAUGUCGUGGAUGCUAUUGAGCACCGCGCAGGCCCUGGCCUUCGAGUUAGGAGUCUUUGACCAGAAGAAUACGUCUGCAAGCAGCAACGAGUCUACAUCCGAGCAGGUGCGCAAGCGUCGAGUGCGUCGACUGAUUAUCGUCUACGUCACCCAAAGCAGUGGUCGGCUGGGAAUCCCUUCCAUGCUCCCUCUUCCGCAAUGGAGUCACGAUAUCGAGCCGACGCCACUGGGGGAUGCAACGGCCAGCGACAUCUCCAUUGACAGAAUGCAAGAUUGCUGGAUUGCGAUAUCCAAGAUCAUGUACCAAAGCAACCAGCUCUUAUUCGCGUCUAAGGAGCAAACCUCAGAACUCAUCAAAAGCGGGCGCUACCGUGAACGGAUUGCCGAGUUCACUCCAUGGCUACAAGAUUUCCGACGGAAUCUGGACAGCCUUAACUUGUCACCUCAGAUGCGGAAUAUUUUGACGAUUGAAUAUGAAUACACACGUCUCUAUGUCAAUUGCCUAGCCCUGCAGGCUGUGGUGGACCGCUGGACCACGAUGAACAACGAGCCUUCGAGUCGAUCCGGACCCGGUUCCUCAUCCGGGUCCAGUUCCUUCCGAGUGCUGAUGGAGCUGUACCGGGUCAACGAAACGUAUAUCCAGGAAGUUGUAGAUGCGUCACGCAAGAUUCUGCAGACUGUGCUGGACGGUCUCCUCCCUGGAGAACAUCUCAAGCACUGUCCGACCUUCACGUUGGGCGCAACGGAGGAUGAUGUGCGCGUAUCGCUGGACCUCCAGGAUCGGACCAUCGAAGCUUUGCGAACGUGUGUGGUCGAUGACGUGCAUCUGGGCAAUACAAUCUCGCGAUUGCUUGAGCUGCUUACCACCAACAUCCGGACCCGAUUCCUACGCUUUGCUCCGACAGACCGGGUGGGCGACGGGGACGGUCAGCCGGACUCGAGAGUUCCAUCGCCACGACCCGCGCGCGACAACGUGCAGGCCCGUCGAGACGGUUCUGGCUCGCAGUGGCAGCAGUCCCAGAACACGAGUAACAAUGUAGGAUAUUCGAUCGACGGCGGCAACAGUGGCAGUGGUCAACCCAGCACCACUGUAGGAAACUACCACGAUCCCCUCGCCAGCAUUCCCGCACAACCCAUCAAUUCGUCCAACCUCAACGUCUCUUUCAUGCCGCCGCCACCGUCCAUGUAUUAUAACUACUACGACCAUAACUCUACGUCGCCGAAGCCGGAUGAUGCGGCGGCAGCGGCGCAGUCUGUUGGCGAAGGAGGGGCAGCACUGCCGGACUGGUUCGCUCUGCCUCUGGAUCAGUUCUUCAACAGUUCCACGGCCGGGGUUGAUCAGGGGCUUGGCGGGACUGGACCCAUGGUUGGCGAAUUCGACAUGCUGGAAGUCCUGCUCAAUGAGCAGUACGACAAGGACGGUGGUGGAGGCGGCGGGGUGGAUGGCGGGGACACUGCAGGCGGGAACAGUAACAAUCAGGGUCUCGCGUCCCAGUUCAUGUGA
Messenger RNA from Rasamsonia emersonii CBS 393.64, 1821 nucleotides. Its product is annotated as C6 transcription factor. The transcript is spliced from 5 exons. Gene Ontology annotation, biological process: aromatic amino acid catabolic process; positive regulation of transcription by RNA polymerase II. Bases 1 to 1821 code for a protein of 606 amino acids. The record is from RefSeq and is a predicted model, not a curated record. Gene Ontology annotation, molecular function: DNA-binding transcription factor activity, RNA polymerase II-specific. NCBI's taxonomy places the organism in Eukaryota, Fungi, Ascomycota, Eurotiomycetes, Eurotiales, Trichocomaceae. Gene Ontology annotation, cellular component: nucleus.